Gasterosteus aculeatus aculeatus (three-spined stickleback) is the source of this 4350-nucleotide messenger RNA. RefSeq names its product L3MBTL histone methyl-lysine binding protein 1b (gene l3mbtl1b). Gene Ontology annotation, biological process: negative regulation of DNA-templated transcription. Gene Ontology annotation, cellular component: nucleus. NCBI's taxonomy places the organism in Eukaryota, Metazoa, Chordata, Actinopteri, Perciformes, Gasterosteidae. Gene Ontology annotation, molecular function: chromatin binding; histone binding; zinc ion binding. The record is from RefSeq and is a predicted model, not a curated record.
AAAGUGAAGUUUAAGUCAAAAACAUAACGUCUGCUAUUCGUAAUAGAAUUCCUGAUAACAGUCCCAUCACUUCCCUAAAGUAGGUAGUGAGCAGCUAAAUGCUUUGCUAAAUACCGUUACAUGUGUUUACUCUUAUGUAAGGGACAUAAGCUACGGUUACUCUCUGCUUGGUUUACGGCUGUGCUCAAGGCGAUAAAGUUGGCUUCAGGGACUUCCUACGCAAACGUAUUCCCAGUCAGCAGUUCAGCCAAAAUGAAAUACACACAAUUGUAAAAUACUUUUUUAGUUUGGAUUGGAAUUAAAAAAAAAUGCAAACACGCAUUUUAGCUACUGUUUUUGACCACCCGAGACCCAGAAACCCCAGCAGAGAGACAGCCGGCUGAGAAGAGAGGAUGAGAGAGGCCGUGGAACGGGUAAUUUCCUGAAACCAGGGCUGCUUUAUACCCUGAAGAAAUGGCCAUGGCAGGAGGAGGAAGCGAGUUCCGGCUGCAGUCUGUGCCUCUGUGAAUGAGCGGUGUCUGGCGGGCCCGACCAGCAAGGAAUUUCCAGGAUCCAACUUCAUGGAGAUGUUGGCAGCAGAGCCGGUUUCACCGAAUCCUCAGGUUGGGGAUAUCAUAGGAGUUGGAAUGACCGACACUCCUCCAAGGGACGGCCCCUCCCAGGGCGCUGAGUUCGAUAUGAUGGGGGCUCUGGACUGGAAGGACGGUAUUGCCACGCUGCCGGGAAGUGACAUCAGGUUUCGCAUGACAGAGUUCGGGACUCUGGAAAUCGUCACAGACCUAGAGGCCAAAGGACAGAAGGCCGAGCCUGAGACGUUGGACCCAGCACAGUCUCACACUCCUACACCUCCACCAGAGGGACAAUCACAGACUAGCAAAGCCACAGCUCCAGCUCCAGCCAAUCAGAGUCAGCCAGGAUCAUCUCAAAGUAAAGUUCCUGGUCCUGUGCUUCUGUCUUUAGAAGAGGGACCUAGUGUGGAGGGCCCCAGUGUGGAGGUCGGCCCCAGUGUAGAGGUAGGCUCUAACGCAGACGCGGCUCAAAAUGGGGAGCUGUCAAGGUGCCGGGCCUGUGAUGGCCGUGUCCCCCCGGGUGCCCUCUUCCAGGGCAAGUUCUGUAGCUCCGUUUGUGCUCAGCCCUCCAGCGGCAGAUCGUCCCCGGGAGAAGCAAGGGAGAGUCAAGCAGCUGAUGGUGAAAGGCUGGGUAAACGUGUGCGCAAAAAGAGGAAGAUGUAUAUGGAUUCUGGGGAUGAAGAGGAAGACAACCAAGAGGAACCAGAGGAAAAGGCCAAGACAGCCAAAGGGAGGAGAGGAGCCAAAAUUGCCAAACUGGUGACCGGCCCAGCCAAUAAGAAACGGGCGUGGAGCUGGCCUUCUUAUUUAGAGGAGGAAAAGGCCAUCGCUGCUCCUGCUAAACUAUUCAAAGAGCACCAGUCACUUCCUCAAAGCAGGAACAGUUUUAAAGUGGGAAUGAAGCUGGAGGGGCUGGACCCGUCGCACCCCUCCCUGUUCUGUGUUCUAUCUGUUGCAGAGAUACAAGGCUAUAGGGUGAGGCUCCACUUUGAUGGUUACCCAGAAUGCUACGACUUCUGGGCCAACGCAGACUCUUGGGAUAUGAAACCUGCCGGCUGGUGCGAGAAGAAUGGGCACAAGUUAUUGUUACCUAAAGGUUGUAAGGAUGGAGAGUUUAAUUGGAGCAUGUACGUGAAGAACUGUAGGGGUCAGCUGGCCCCAAAACACCUUUUCAAGAGUCUCAACACAUCGGUGACUCCGUCUGGGUUUCGAGCUGGGAUGAAGCUGGAGGCGAUUGAUAGAAAGAACCCGUCUUUGGUCUGUGUCGCAACCAUUGCUGCUGUUGUUGACAACCGGCUGCUCAUUCAUUUUGACAACUGGGAUGAUACAUAUGAUUAUUGGUGUGACGCUAGCAGCCCGUACAUCCAUCCUGUGGGAUACUGUGAAGAUGCUGAGCUUACUCUGACUACUCCAGCUGGUAAGACACAGACCAAGACACACGUGGAAUACAAGCAACCCAAGAGCUUCUCGUGGGAGAAAUACCUGGAGGAAACAGGCACACAGGCGGCUCCUGCUCGUGCUUUUAAACCACGACCUCCACAUGGCUUCCAGAUCGGGAUGAAAGUGGAAGCUGUGGAUAAGAGAAACCCCAUGCUCAUCCGUGUUGCAACAAUAGCGGACACAGAGGACCACCGACUGAAGAUUCAUUUUGAUGGCUGGAGCUCAGAAUAUGACUAUUGGGUGGAGACCGACUACCCGGAUUUGCACCCUGUAGGCUGGUGUCAGAAAACAGGACACCCGCUACAAUACCCUAACGGUUCCAGUGAUUUAGUGACUGCCCCGGGUCAAGGUUGUCCUACCCGAGGAUGCAACGGGGUCGGCCACAUCAGAGGUCCUCGCUACGGGACCCACUACACUCAAGUGAGCUGUCCCUAUUCGGAGACCAAUCUGAACAAGGAGGGCUUGCUGCCAGACCGCCUCAGUGGAGAACGGCCCCUCGCCCUCAGUGGACCUCAUCCACGCGGGCGCCGCCCCGACCCUAGUACCAACACCGCAACACCGACCACCUCAGCGCCAGAGCAGGCGGAAGGAGCUGAAGACUCUCACAGCAGGAAACCGUUGACAGUGGAGGCUGAGCGUUUAGCACGUAACACUCAGCCCGAGCCACCGGGCGGAGCCAGUGAGCAGAGUCACAACGGGACGAGGCCUAAACGGACCGCUCCAGUUCCCAAAUACCUGAAAAUGCACUACGUCAAAGAGGAGAUUGACGAUGGCAAAGCCUCUCCAGACGCCAUCUCCCUCCAGCAGGCCCUCCACGAGUCCGUGUUUUCCCCUGGCCUCUCCGCCUCCCCCCCCCACCGGGUGUCUCUCUGCUGGGACAAACAUUGCCAGCUGCUGCCUGAGGUCCUGGGGCUGACUGCCAAGCGAGUGGCCACUUGGAGCGCAGAGGAGGUGGCCACUUUUGUCAAAGGCCUUCCAGGAUGUAAAGAACACGCUGCUACGUUUAAAACCGAGCAAAUAGACGGCGAGGCCUUCCUGCUGCUCACCCAAGGGGACAUCGUCAAGAUCCUGUCCAUCAAAUUAGGACCCGCCCUGAAGAUCUACAACUCCAUCCUUAUGUUGAAGAAUGCAGACGAAGAGUAAGACUAAAGACGUGACGAGGAAUCACUGCCUCCUCGCCGGCCCCUCAGCUCCGGUUUCAUCAACACUCGGCUGGAGGGCGCUUGAGUUCAAAUUGGCCAGAGCCGGUUUCUUCUGUCGAGCUCCGCACUGGUGCAGCUACACGUCAUCACAGGAGAGCAUCCGUCCCUCUCCCUCCUCCCUCCCCUACAGACAGUGCUGCUUGACCCGAGGGAGAGUUGAACACGAUACCUUAUAUCGCUUUUGUUUACCGAUUCAUUUAAAAAAAGAACAUCAGGCACCUUCAACGCUCAACAUUGUACAGUUUAUUAGAUUGUGUUGCAUUCUGUUGCAUAUCCUUUUUUUAUUUGAGCGGUAAGGGUGCUUGAGUCCAGAGCAGAUUGAAUACGUUUGGUUGUCCUUUGUUUGCAUUAUACUUGUCAGACUUAUACUUUCUUCUUUUUUCUUUUUUCAAAGCUGCAAAAUACAAUCGUGAGUCGGCGAGAGUUUAAAAAAAAUGUGAAACCCAGAGGAACAGAAGCACUAUGUAGUUCAGCCUCUCUCCUCUAGAUGGAGAAAGUGGGGAAACUCCACAAGCGUUUAAUUCAAUUGGAGUGUGUGUGUGUGUGUGUGUGUGUGUGUGUGUGUGUGUGUGUGUGUGUGUGUGUGUGUUGCUUUUCUGGUCAGACGAUAGUUUGACAAGCAGGACUAAGGGCUAAAUGUCAAAUUAAGAAGUCUCUUAAGGGGGAAGGAGACGACUAACUAGCUCUGCUCCUUAUCGGCUUUGGUGUCUCCGGGAACGGCACAUGAAUGUUAAAACAAACAGCGAUUAGUGGUUUUGUUUAUGUCGUUUGGUUUGGUUCUUUGACAUUGUAAAUAGUACACAGCUACACAACUGUCCCUAACAGAGUUUACUCCUGCUUGGUUAUGCAAAGGCUUGACGUCUGUCCACAGGGAAGGGCUCAGUAACUGAAAAAUACGAGCCUCAAUUGAUACAAAGAUUUUGAGAAAAAAACAAGACAAACAUUGUCAGUGUCUUUGUAAAUCAGUGUGUACUUCAGCAAGUUAGAAUGUGUACAUCAGCAAAUGUUUAUAUGCAAACAGCUUUUAUUUAUGUAUUCUAAUUUAAAGGUUAAUGGUACGCUGUUUCGGGAUCUGAGGAGAGCCGCGGCUGUUUGACAGAACGCUUUUGAAUGGGUGAAAAUAAAUGAGAUGUACACGG